Messenger RNA from Linum trigynum, 1369 nucleotides. The record is from the annotation of a GenBank genome assembly. NCBI's taxonomy places the organism in Eukaryota, Viridiplantae, Streptophyta, Magnoliopsida, Malpighiales, Linaceae.
CUAGAUCAUAUAUCAUCGAUCAAGUGGAAAUACACAAAUUCUACAAUAUUCUUGGUUCCUCUUAAUUACAUAGUUACUAAUCGCAAUAUUCAUCCCAAUCCAAUUGUAUUUGUCAAGCUAGUUCCAAACCCAAAUAUCCCGAUUUAUUUCGUUUUAUCUUGAAUAUUUGGAUACUCGAAAUUUUCACGAUCGAACCAAGAACAUUUGUUUGAGGUAAAUUAGCAACUUUCGACAUUCUUUGGUGACAACUGAUCCAUUAUUUUCGUUGUAAUGUUUUUGUGUGAUAUAUUUGUAUCGGUACAGGAAGCAGGUUCGAUAGAUCUUUUCAAAUGGAUCAAUUAUCGCUUAUUAGUGAAGAAGCAGCUGAGCUCAAUGGACAAAUUGCAGAUAUUUUUCGAGCUUUAGCAAAUGGAUUUCAAAAGUUGGAGAAGGUUAAAGAUGCCAAUAGGAAAAACAGGCAAUUGGAGGAGCUUACAGAUAAGAUGAGAGAAUGUAAAAGGCUCAUCAAGGAGUUUGACAGAGAAGUCAAGGAUUUGGAAAGCAGAACUGACGCUGUGACAAAUAGAAUGCUAAGUGAGAAAAAACAGUCAAUGAUUAAGGAAUUAAAUUCUUAUGUUGCUUUGAAGAAACAACAUACUACCAAUAUAGAGAAAAAGAAAAUUGAUCUUUUUGAUGGACCUAAUGAAGGAAUUCCUGAAGACAAUGUACUCCUUGCUUCAACCAUGACAAAUGAACAAUUAAUGGACCGCGGAAACAAACUGAUGGAUGAGACUGAUCAAUCGAUUGAAAGGAGCAAAAUGGUGGUUCAAGAAACCAUUGACGUAGGAACGGAGACUGCUGCUUCUCUUAAAGCUCAAACCGAACAAAUGAGCAUGAUAGUCAACGAGCUAGAUUCUAUCCAUUUCUCGAUGAAGAGAGCUUCUAAACUGGUGAAGGAAAUUGGUAGGCAGCUUGCAACUGACAAAUUGAUUAUGGCAAUGCUUUUCCUUAUUGUCAUGGGAGUGGUCAUAAUCAUCAUUGUCAAGAUAGUGAAUCCCAAUAACAAGGAUAUCUCAGAUAUUCCUGGAUUAGCUCCACCCGCACAGUCUCGCAAGUUGCUUUGGCAUGAAAAAUGACUAAUUGGAAGAAGAAGAAGAAGAAGAAGAAGAAGAAGAAGAGGUGUGUUGGUUGUAAUUGCCUCAAGCACUAGAGACCAGAGAGCUUGACUAUGUAUCACUAUCACUAUGAAGAUAUGUCAUUAUGAAUGCCUUUGCCUAGGGUUUUCCUUUUAUGAUUACAUUGUCCUAUGUCUAGGAUUUUGAUACGAUUCGAAGGAAAAUAAUUCAUCGAGCUCGCAUAUGAUUUGAGACAAUUAAAUUUAUUUGUUUUU